Molecule: messenger RNA, 537 nt
Organism: Colletotrichum truncatum
Lineage: Eukaryota; Fungi; Ascomycota; Sordariomycetes; Glomerellales; Glomerellaceae
Product: dnl zinc finger domain containing protein
Biological process (GO): protein import into mitochondrial matrix; protein folding; protein stabilization
Cellular component (GO): mitochondrion
Molecular function (GO): protein-folding chaperone binding; zinc ion binding
Source: RefSeq, a predicted model, not a curated record
AUGGCUUCGCGCUCAGCAUUCACCAAGUUCGCACCUCUGUUGCGCCAACCGGCCCGCCCCAGCGCAUCUCCCAUCAUGCGCCUUCUUCCUCAAGGAGCAUUCACAUCCCAGCUACCGCUUCAGCCCGCCAUCGCAGCGCGCCUUGCCCACUCGAUCCCGAAACCAAAAGCCGCGCGCGAGGCCGAUACAAAGACCGCGCAACAGAUCCGUCUCGAGUCGAACCCUCAUUACCAACUAGACUUUACUUGCGUGCCCUGCGAUACCCGCUCCCGGCACAAGGUCUCUAAGCAGGGCUACCACCACGGUUCCGUCCUCAUUACUUGCCCCUCGUGCCGCAACCGCCACAUCAUCAGUGAUCACCUCGGAAUUUUCGGAGACAAGAAGGUCACCGUCGAGGAUCUCAUGCGCGAGAAGGGCAGACUCGUAAAGAAGGGCACCCUUGGCGAGGACGGCGAUAUCGAAUUCUACCCCGAAGAAGGCGCCGCCGAGGAUGCUCAGGCUCAGAUUGCAGGGGGGAAGAAGGAGACCUCUUCUUAA